This is a messenger RNA of Arabidopsis lyrata subsp. lyrata, 2087 nucleotides long. RefSeq names its product serine/threonine-protein kinase STY46. Bases 244 to 1941 code for a protein of 565 amino acids. Lineage: Eukaryota; Viridiplantae; Streptophyta; Magnoliopsida; Brassicales; Brassicaceae. The transcript has 16 exons. Gene Ontology annotation, molecular function: ATP binding; protein kinase activity. Gene Ontology annotation, biological process: protein phosphorylation. The record is from RefSeq and is a predicted model, not a curated record.
CCGAACAAAAAACGUAAAAAGAGAAAAAGCUCGCUCGCUCUCUCUCUCUCUCAUCUUUCUUUCAAUCUGCCUCCUCAAUUCUCAAAUUCUGAAUUUCUGGGAUUCUUAAGAUUUAUUUUUGAAUAUCUUCAUCUUCUUCUCCAAGUCUCUCUCUGCUGGAGAGGGGAUUCUCUCUCAAUUAAUAAGAAGAUCUUCUUCUUCCUCGGUUCAUUCCCCUUUCUCUUCCUCGUCGUAACGUCGUCAAUGGUGAACGAGAGUUGCGCUAGUAGACUUAUUUUGGACGCCUCCCAGUCCAAGGCCACCAUGGACCGCCGCGAGCGCAUAAAAAUGGAGGUCUUCGACGAGGUUCUCCGCCGUCUCCGGCAAUCCGACAUCCAAGACGCCCAUCUCCCUGGUUUCGAAGACGAGCUCUGGACUCACUUCAAUCGCCUCCCUGCCAGGUAUGCGUUGGAUGUGAAUGUCGAGAGGGCCGAAGACGUCUUGAUGCACAAGCGAUUGCUGCAUUCUGCUUACGAUCCCCAAAAUCGCCCUGCCAUCGAUGUUCAUCUCGUCCAGGUUCAACCUGCCGACUCUCCUACUUAUGAUGCUGCUCUUUCUUCUCCUACCCGCAAAAGCAUUCAUCCGCCGCCUGCCUUUGGUUCUUCCCCUAAUCUUGAAGCACUUGCACUUGCAGCUUCUAUCUCCCAAGACCACGAUGGAGACAACUCCGUUCAUAACAAUUCACUCUAUUCACGGCCCUUGCAUGAGAUCACUUUUUCCACACAAGACAAGCCUAAACUCCUUUUACAGUUAACUGCCUUGCUUGCUGAGCUUGGGCUGAACAUUCAAGAGGCGCAUGCUUUCUCUACAACUGAUGGCUACUCACUAGAUGUUUUUGUUGUUGAUGGCUGGCCGUACGAGGAAACAGACAGACUUAGAAUAUCAUUGGAGAAAGAAGCAGCAAAGAUCGAGUUGCAGAGCCAAAGCUGGCCUAUGCAGCAAUCCUUCUCUCCUGAAAAGGAAAAUGGGCAAACAGGUGCCAGAACUCAUGUUCCAAUACCCAAUGAUGGAACUGAUGUUUGGGAAAUCAACCUUAAACACUUAAAAUUUGGGCAUAAAAUAGCAUCUGGUUCUUAUGGAGAUCUGUAUAAAGGUACAUAUUGUAGCCAGGAAGUUGCUAUCAAAGUCCUCAAGCCAGAGCGUCUAGAUUCAGAGCUAGAGAAAGAGUUUGCCCAAGAAGUGUUUAUUAUGAGGAAAGUUCGACACAAAAAUGUUGUUCAGUUCAUUGGUGCUUGCACCAAGCCUCCACAUCUGUGUAUCGUUACAGAAUUCAUGCCCGGUGGAAGUGUAUAUGACUAUCUACACAAGCAAAAAGGCGUCUUCAAGCUUCCAACUUUGUUUAAAGUAGCUAUAGAUAUUUGCAAAGGGAUGAGCUACUUACACCAAAAUAACAUAAUUCACAGAGAUUUGAAGGCUGCCAACCUCUUAAUGGACGAAAAUGAGGUGGUUAAGGUUGCAGACUUUGGGGUGGCCAGAGUGAAAGCACAAACUGGAGUUAUGACAGCUGAAACUGGAACAUAUCGCUGGAUGGCUCCAGAGGUAAUAGAACACAAGCCAUAUGAUCACAAGGCUGACGUAUUCAGCUACGGGAUUGUGCUAUGGGAGUUGUUGACUGGGAAGCUUCCAUAUGAAUACAUGACGCCAUUGCAGGCAGCAGUAGGGGUUGUCCAAAAGGGAUUACGGCCUACAAUACCAAAGAACACGCAUCCAAAAUUGGCAGAGCUGUUGGAGAGAUUGUGGGAGCAGGAUUCGACGCAGAGACCAGACUUCACAGAGAUCACAGAGCAGCUGCAAGAGAUAGCCAAGGAGGUAGGAGAGGAAGGAGAGGAGAAGAAAAAAUCGUCAACAGGACUAGGAGGGGGUAUCUUUGCAGCCCUGAGGAGAAGCACCACACAUCAUUGAAAACUGUAUAGAAAUUAAUUUUCAGAUGAAUGAUAAUGAGCCUGUAUUUGUUUGUGUGUUGCUUCCUUAUUCAAUUGAUUUUGAUCUCCUUUGUAAGAUGCUGCACCACAUUUUCUAUCUGAAAAAAAGCUUUUACUGAAAGAAAA